UUGCUGUGACAAGUGAAUGUCCCCAUUGUGGGAUUAAUAAAGUUAUCUAUGUAUCUAUCUAUAUCAGAUAUGACUCAUUUUUUUUUAUUAUCUCCUUGUUGUGAUGUUGCAGGAGUAUCAACAGCCUUGCGGAUGUGCUACAGGGGGUACGGUUACCCUCUCACCCUGUUCCUGGAGGAGGGUGGGGUAGUGACUGUGUGCAAGAUCAACACACAAGAACCCGAAGAGCCAAUUGACUUUGAGUUCUGCAGCACCAACGUCACAAAUAAGGUGAUCCUGCUGUCAGAGAGUCUCAAGGAAGCGUUCUCUGAACUGGACAUGACCAGUGAGGUGUUACAGAUCACCAUGUCCCCCAGCCAGCCAUACUUCAGGUUGUCUACGUUUGGGAACUCUGGAAAUGCGCAUUAUGAUUAUCCCAAAGACUCUGACAUGAUGGAACUAUUCCGAUGCACCAAAACACAAACCAACAGGUACAAGAUGUCCCUGCUGAAGCCGUCCACCAAAGCCCUGGCUCUCUCCUGUAAAGUCUCUGUGAGGACAGACAGCAGGGGCUUCCUCUCUCUACAGUACCUGGUCAGGAACGACGACGGACAGAUCUGCUUUGUGGAAUUUUAUUGUUGUCCUGACGAGGAAGUGGAGUAGGAGUGAUUACAGUCCACUGAAUUCCUCUUUGAAUAAGCAUCUUAACUUCAGCGGCGGCCAGUCGCUUUGAAUGAGAAGACAAAAUCUGCCAGAGGAGGCAGUGCAGCCAGUGGGGAGCACACAGGGGAACAAUGCUGGACUAAAUCGGCACAGUGGAUAAUGGACACAGUGGGGAAAAGUUGCGUUGUUCAAGUUUGGUCAAGUUUGAGUGGAGCAACACCACGUGAAGGAUAAUGUCACCUACAUGGUGUUAUGUACCUGUAUGAAGUUCAUCAUUUCAGACGGAUACGGAAAAUGACUGUUACUGUAUAUUGUAUUGUUAGUUACUAUGGAGACACAGAUAGUGGGAGUUAUUGUUUGUAGUCCAGUUGCAGCCAUGAUUGUCUGUGUUAAGUGUUUUAGCUCAUCUUUCUGGAGCCUCUUCUGCCUUUUUUCCUUUGACUUAUGCACUGAGCUGGUUGACAGCCCAUAAAAGAGGGUAUCUAUAGAAAUGGCACAAUGAUACAUUUUUCUCAAGGUGUCUGGUGUAGCGUGUUAAAGUAAUCUACACAGGCCCAGGACUAUACAUACAUUGCCAUAAUGGCCGUUCAUGUUGAAAGUAUAUUCUAAAAACCAUUUAUUUGGAGUGUACAUCAGAUGAUACAGUUUUGAUUAUAUUUUAUUUCAAUGACAUAGAAAACAACUGUAGCCACUUAAAAGCAAUAAACAAGGUUUUUCUUACA
Messenger RNA from Morone saxatilis (striped sea-bass), 1364 nucleotides. RefSeq names its product RAD1 homolog (S. pombe) (gene rad1). Gene Ontology annotation, cellular component: checkpoint clamp complex; nucleus. Gene Ontology annotation, molecular function: 3'-5' exonuclease activity. Gene Ontology annotation, biological process: DNA repair; DNA damage checkpoint signaling. The transcript is spliced from 4 exons. Lineage: Eukaryota; Metazoa; Chordata; Actinopteri; Moronidae. Bases 49 to 642 code for a protein of 197 amino acids. The record is from RefSeq and is a predicted model, not a curated record.